Messenger RNA from Trichomonas vaginalis G3, 1254 nucleotides. RefSeq names its product CCCH zinc finger family. Bases 1 to 1254 code for a protein of 417 amino acids. Gene Ontology annotation, molecular function: metal ion binding. The record is from RefSeq and is a predicted model, not a curated record. NCBI's taxonomy places the organism in Eukaryota, Parabasalia, Trichomonadida, Trichomonadidae. The transcript has a single exon.
AUGAAGCGACAAAAUAAGUAUUUCAGGCAAGCCAGAACUCCAGAUCCACGUAAUCAAGGUAAUAGUCCACAUAUUCGUGGCCAAGGUGACUUUCCGAAGCUUAAUUUAACUCCAUGCAAGUUUUGGAAACUCGGUAAGUGCGAUUGGGGAUGGUCAUGUCGUUUUCUUCAUGGAGAUUCAGUAGAUGAAGAUCCGCGUCGUCCUGAAUAUACUGGUCCACCCAUUGAUUUUACUCAAUUUCCUAGACCAGUUGUUUCUUCUCCACAUUAUAAUGCUCAAUCACCACUCCAUGCUGAAGAUCAAUCACGUGUAAAGCCAUUUCGAAAUCCAGUUGUUGAGAUUAUUUUGGCAAACACAACAUUUAAAUCGCAAUUUUCAAGAAUUCGCGAUACUCUUAGCAGCAGCUGCAUAGAUACAUUAUCGUCAACUGAUAUGUUCCUUAAUGCUGAACAAGCAAAGGCCAGAAUGGAAGAAGAUCAAAGUGAUUACAUUUUGUUUGUAGAUCAGUCUGGAUAUACUAUAAUUCCUGAUUACAUACAAUGUCCAUUACAAAAUGUGGCCCAAAUUAUAAAUCUUAAUUGGGCGGCAAAAUGUAAUAAUUUUACACUCGAACAGCUCGAGUUAUUGACAAAUCAUGAAUUAGAACAAGUCAUUCUGAGGAUUGCUCCUGAUUCUUUAGACAAUAUCGAGGAAACAAUCCUCAAUUUACAAAAUUCAACAGCAGACGCCAUUGCUUCAUCAACUACAGCCACAUGCGCAGUCAAUACUAAGGAUGUAAUGGAAAUCAAGCGAAAAUUACAAGAGUUUUUCUCUCAAUUAAAUCUUGUAAAUACAAUUAUCGCAGAUAUGCCGAUUUACUUGAAUGCUGAGCCGCAGAAAGGAAAGAUAGUUCAAGUUAAACCACCUCCACCAGGUGGAUUGUCUUCUUCUACUCAAAAAGUGCUCUCAUUUAUCAUGGGUCGGUCAUUAUCUCAAAUUCACAUGUGCAUUCACCACAUCAAUAAGUUACUUGGAUGCGUAACACCCGCCAAAACUGUUUUUGCAUCCCCUGACAUCAAGUCGGCCGGUCUGCAUCCAACACCAUUAAGUGCUUCACUUUGUUCGGCUAUUUGUGGCGAAGAAACAGCUCCAAGAGUAGAGUUCGGAAGGAGACUCGAACCGGAAGUGACUGUUGACACGCCUACUCAGUACACGAUAUCCUUUAGGAGUAGUAUGAAUACUGGAUAUCCUCCAUUUGAAUAUGGACUUCAAUAA